GAUUUUAUAUAACACUUUUCACACAUGUGAAUGUGAAAGCUUCUAUCUAUCUCGCCGUUGUCCUUCUUCUCUCCAUUUUUCUCUCUCCCUAAGUUAUUACCAUUAUUGUAAAUUUCAAGAACACAAAAGAGUUAAUCUUCCUCUCCUCCCAGAAAAAUGCCUUUAAGCAACAAUGUAAUCGGUUGCAUAAACUUCAUCUCCGUCCUCCUCUCUAUUCCAGUCAUCGGCGCCGGGAUCUGGCUCACCACCGGAGCAGUAAACUCCUGCGUCAAGCUCCUUCAAUGGCCAGUUAUAAUCCUCGGAAUCUUGAUCCUCCUUGUGGGUCUUGCUGGUUUCAUAGGAGGGUUCUGGAGAAUCACUUGGCUUCUCGUUGUUUACUUAAUUGCCAUGCUUGCUCUCAUCGUACUUUUAGGUAUUCUUGUCGGAUUUAUUUACAUGGUCACCAUUAAAGGAGGCUCAGGUCAUCCGGAACCAAGCCGAGCUUAUCUUGAGUAUAGUCUUCAAGAUUUCUCUGGUUACUUACGUCGACGAGUUCAGAGAUCUUACAAAUGGGAUAGGAUCCGUACUUGUUUGAGCACUACUACUAUUUGUUCUGAACUGAAUCAGACAUUCUCUACGGCUCUAGAUUUCUUCAAUGCUCAUCUUACUCCCAUUCAAUCGGGUUGCUGCAAGCCCCCAACAAAAUGUGGAUUCACAUUCGUGAACCCUACGUACUGGAUAAGUCCCAUAGAUAUGUCUGCAGAUAUGGAUUGUCUACAGUGGAGCAAUGACCAAAACGCUUUGUGCUACGCUUGUGAUUCUUGCAAAGCCGGUUUGCUCGCAAAUCUUAAGGUAGAUUGGCUAAAAGCCGAUCUCUUUCUCCUUUUGGCGCUCAUCGGGUUGAUAAUCGUUUAUAUAAUCGGCUGUUGCGCGUUUCGAAACGCGAAAACUGAAGAUAUUUUCAGGAAAUAUAGGCAGGGUUAUACAUGAUCGGGUUGAGAAGUUUGGUGGCAAAACUGAGAAGAAUGUUUCUUUAAAUUAUUGGGUUCCUAAGUUUUUAGUUUCUUUAUGUUUCGGCCUUUGUAGUUUUAUCUUUUAUAUGUACGCAUGACCAGAACGUUUGGUGUAACUGGAAGAAUGUUUGGUGUAUC
Brassica oleracea var. oleracea is the source of this 1130-nucleotide messenger RNA. Its product is annotated as protein TORNADO 2. Lineage: Eukaryota; Viridiplantae; Streptophyta; Magnoliopsida; Brassicales; Brassicaceae. Gene Ontology annotation, cellular component: plasma membrane; plasmodesma. Gene Ontology annotation, biological process: auxin-activated signaling pathway. Bases 157 to 969 code for a protein of 270 amino acids. The record is from RefSeq and is a predicted model, not a curated record. The transcript has 2 exons.